CGGACAAUCUCAGUUGAUACACUCUUUCCCCCCUGUCUUGGUGCCGUACGAAUGGACUGGUCCGUUUCUGAGUCGACUUGCAAUGAGUGAGUGCACUUGACAGACCCUCUGCUCACUGCCUAAGCUCUCGCCUCUCUUGCCCGUACGAUUCCAACCCCAGCACACCACCACCAACCACGGUACACUCUCUACCUCUCUAUGUACAAAACACACGUGGCGUUCACAGCUGGGCGCGCACACCGACAGAAAACUGCACAGGAGAAGUGUUGAGCUCCAAACUCUACUGUACACAGAAACUCACGUGGAACAACAUGCAUCAGGCAUCAGGAGUGGCGUAACCACAGGAAAACUGCCACGAGAAACGGGCCCCCGUCCCUCUACACACCCGUUCAUACACUAGAUGCCCAUCCCCUCCACUAGUCCGCCGCUGACUGGCAUCAGAUGGGCAGAAAAAUGCCUUAGAGCACUCGGCUGCUUCACGAUCUUCAUCCCUCUGAUCUUGUGAGCCACCGUCUGUACGGCCGCCAUCACCUCCGCCACAUAGUCGACGUGGGACUGACACACACACACACACACACAAAUCCCGCGGCCCUCGCCGACUUGUCUGGACGUGCACACAUACCUGGGUGUACAUCCGCCUGGGGAACGCUAGCCUCACAAGCUCCAUGGGCGCCUGGCUCUCCACCGUGCCGUCUGGCUGCAGGCCGAACAUGACUGAGCCGAUCUCGACGCUGCGGAUCCCUCCGAUGAGGUAGAGGGCGCAUGAGAGAGCCCAUGCUGGAUACUCGCUGGACGGGAUGUGCGGCAGCCACGAGGCGGCAUCGAUGUAGAUCGCAUGACCACCUGCACACGCCACGCAAGAGAGGGGAAUACAUGGACGGCAUCCGCGCGUGUGUGCUACCUGUGGGCUCAACGAUGGGGAUGCCCAGCUUCCUGCAUUUGCGCCCAAGGUACUCGAUCGAGGCGAUACGGUAGUUGAGGUAGUCGCUGUUUAAGGCCUCCUUCAGACCAAUAGCGACGCACUCGAGAUCGUAACCUGACACACAUCAGGCAGCAGGGUGUUUCAGCGAUUGCGUGAUAGCAUAUUCGUUUCUGCUGACUGACCUGCGAGCCCCCCGUAGGUGACGAAACCUUCCGUGAGGAUCAGCUGGUUCCGACACGAUUCGGCCACAUCGGAGAGGGAGGCACUCAGCGCGAUGAACCCACCGAUGUUGCUCAGACCAUCCUAGGGACGCACAACACACCGGCGGACAGAAGAUGACUCCCCGGCUCUUGUGUCGAUGUCAGCAAGUGGCGGAGGGCAAAUGAUGUCGAUGUCGUGUGUGUACCUUUUUGGCACUCAUGGUGCAUCCGUCAACAUGUGCGAACAUCUCCUGGGCUAUCGACGUGGGAGAGCGGUCCGCAUACCUGUCAAAUGGUUGGGGCGGGAGAAAUGAGGAUUUCGCGGGUAGUCGCAAUCAUGAUCUCUCUUACCCUUUCUCUCUCUGUUUGAUGAACCAUGAGUUUUCCGCAAACCGACACGCAUCGAGGAUGAGGGGGACGCCGUGUUCGACACACACCUGACGCAAAGCACAACCAAGGGCACGAUUGUUAUUUCCAUUUGUGCAGACGAGGGAGACAAUCCCUCCGUAUGUACCUGUUUGACUUGUUUGAUGUUGGUCAUGCUCACGGGCUGGCCACCCCCAGAAUUGUUGGUGACGGUGAGCAUGACGAACGGCACCCGCUCUUUGCUGUCGCUGAGCAGUUUGCGCAAUUGCUCCAGGUCCAUGUCGCCCUUGAAUGGGUGGUGCACGCUGGGCACUCGGGCCUCCGGGAUGGGAAUGUCAAGCGCCGUCGCCCCGCGGGCCUCGAUGUUGGCCCUGCACACAAACAUCGAGAGAUACAGAUACGGUAAGGGCGUCUGGUACAGAGAGAUCUGCCUGAUCGGUUGACCUAGUUGUGUCGAAGUGCGUGUUGUUCGGCACAAUGUGCCCCGGCUUGACCAUGGCAUGGAACAGAAUCCGCUCGGCAGAUCGCCCUUGAUGCGUUGGCAGCACAUGUGACAGACCUGCACACCAGACACGACAGCACCGUUCGGCACCUGUCCAAAUGCACUCGUGUCUGUCCGCGUCUGUCCACCUGUGAUGUCUUUGACGGAUUGCUCGAAAUGAAACCAUGACCUCGCCCCAGCAUAGGAUUCAUCGCCCUUCAUCAUUGCGGCCCACUGCUGUGAUGAGAGCGCCCCUGUCCCUGAGUCGGUGAGAAGAUCGAUGAGCACAUCCUCGGCCCGCAGCAGGAACGGGUUGUAGUGCGCCUGACGGAGAUACUCUGCCCGCUGGUGGAAGGUCGUCUGCACCACUGGCUCCACCACCUUGAUGCUGAAGGGUUCGAUGACGGUCUUGAAGUGAAAGGGAAACUCCUCACGCUGCACGAAGAUGCACGAGCGACGGAUAGAAGGAUGGACAGAUUCAUGUACCUGAGGCAGAGGACUUCCAAGAUCCAGAGUCUGUGAGUCGACGCGCGGGAGAGAGGAUGCGCUGAUGGUCUGACCCAACACACAUACGCAUGGCGUGUACGCGAAGGACUCAGCGUCGCUUCCUCCUCUUACGCGAUGUCCGAAUGGGAACUCGCUCGACGCGUCGCCACAGGACUCCAUUGGCCGAUUGGGGAAGGCAGUUAAAU
This is a messenger RNA of Vitrella brassicaformis, 2661 nucleotides long. The record is from the annotation of a GenBank genome assembly. NCBI's taxonomy places the organism in Eukaryota, Vitrellaceae.